AUGGAUGAGCGUGAAACGAGCAGCACACCGUCAGAGCUUAUAACUCACUUAGCACGCAGAGCUGUCACAUCUAGUCAGAAUAGUUAUGUUGGAGCCGGAGCAGCAAGAAGACUUUCGACGCAUCCAUCAGCCGGUCCGCCUAUGUCAGUUUCUGCGGUAGUUCCCAAUCGGUAUAUGUCGGUUAAUCGUAUAAGCACACAUCCUGUCGCUAGUUCAUCUGUGUAUCAAGCAAAACGACCUUUAUCAAGUAAUUAUGCGUGCGAUCUUCAAUUAAUACGGAAAUUUCCUCGUAGUACUGAUAAAUCCAAAGGCUUGCGACACUUCAGUACCAAAGUUUGCGAGAAAGUGAAGGAAAAAGGACAUACAAAUUAUAAUGAGGUAGCUGAUGAGCUGGUUUCUGAGUAUUUCGAUUCGGCCGAUGUUCAGCCUACAGAUACGGAAAAACAACAGUAUGAUAUGAAAAACAUUCGACGCCGUGUCUACGAUGCAUUGAAUGUGCUAAUGGCUAUGAAUAUUAUUGAAAAGGAGAAAAAAGAAAUUCGAUGGGUUGGAUUACCAACAUCUUCAGUACAGGAAUGUCGUAAGUUAGAGGAAGAAAAAGCGAAGCGACAGGAGCGAAUACGUCAUAAAUCCGACCAACUUCAGGAGCUUAUAAUACAGCUUGUGGCAUACAAAACCUUGGUGGAAAAAAAUCGCGAAUUGGAGCGUGAUAACGGUCGUCCAAAGGAGGAUUCAAUACUUUAUUUGCCAUUCAUUAUUGUUAACACAGCGAAGAAAACAUUCAUCGAUUGUGCUAUUUCCCAUGACAAAACCGAAUAUUUAUUCAAUUUUGAUCAACCGUUCGAAAUACACGAUGAUAUCGAAGUACUCAAAAGACUUGGUCUUGCUCGUAUUUGCCCCUUUGUCUUCGAGAUUAUGUUGAUCAAAUUAUUGAUGGUACUUGGAACAAUAUCGCUUACGAUAUUCCAUCAAACAUUGUUUCAACGGUUAACACAUUGCAAGACAAUAAACAAUAAGACUGUUUACGCCGUAGCUUCGACACCGCGCGUUGAAGAAUCGACAGUUAGUAUCCCGCAGAGCUACCAUCGUCCAAAACGUUUAGCAUCAUGUUCUGCUCGAGUUAUUCCACCUGUUCUUCCACGAACUGUGGUUACUGGCACGAAUGCCAUUCAAACAAACUCGGAUUCGAAAUAUAUAACAGCAAGCUCGAACGGAUAUCGUGCUAUUCGUACAUCAGUACGGCGUUAUAAUGUGCAACAGGAAAGUUCAAGCAACACACAGCAAAGGGCAUUUAAUGCAAAUAGACAAGUUACUUAUACCAUUCAGGAUGUCGGACAAGACCAGCUUCCUGAAGAACAGCAAUAUGAAGAAGUCUAUGAGGACGAAGAGGAAGAAAAUUUGGGCUAUGAAUAG
This is a messenger RNA of Brugia pahangi, 1413 nucleotides long. NCBI's taxonomy places the organism in Eukaryota, Metazoa, Nematoda, Chromadorea, Rhabditida, Onchocercidae. The record is from the annotation of a GenBank genome assembly.